Molecule: messenger RNA, 13566 nt
Organism: Trypanosoma brucei brucei TREU927
Lineage: Eukaryota; Euglenozoa; Kinetoplastea; Trypanosomatida; Trypanosomatidae
Exons: 1
Coding region: 1-13566 (4521 amino acids)
Biological process (GO): axonemal central apparatus assembly; cilium movement
Cellular component (GO): axoneme
Source: RefSeq, a predicted model, not a curated record
AUGCCCGUAAAGCAACCGCCAAGGGUAACGAGGGAACGAAAAGCCGCCUCAGAAACUGCGGCACUUGAACUUCCAGCGACAAAUGAAAACACGCGAAAGGCGGCUAUGUCACCUUCUGGCUCAUCAGAACAGGCUGUUUUUGAGGUUCAUCCAAGAGAAAUUGUCUUUGCGGAUUUUGUCAUGCACGAAAGCUAUGAAGUUGCCCUUAGCUUGAAGAACAUAUCUAGGGAAGCGCAGUUUGUCCGUGUGCGACAAUCGCAUGACCGCUUUGUCACCCUUGUUUCACCGCUCCCGCAUGCCAAAUCAACAAAAGUUGCACCAGGACUAACCGUUGUGUACAAGGUAGUUUUCAGGUCAGAGGAUGAGCGUGACUACAGCAGUGACAUUAUAGUGACAACUAGCCAGGAGGAGUUCACCAUCCCUCUCCGUGCCAUAGCGAAUCGUGGGCGGCUGGAUUUACCAGAAUCGUUUGCCGUCUCGCCAUCUCCGGUGAAGUGUAGUGGUUCGACUACAUUGUUCCUUCGAAACAAGGGGAAAUUGGACUGUCAAUGGCGCGCUGUGUGUCAGGCACCAUUUGCAAUCUCUCCUUCUUCCGGCGUCGUUCCCUCGGAAGGGGGCGUUCUUCCCGUCAGUAUUGUAUUUACUCCACCAAAAUUGCAGACCUAUAGCGGUUCUAUAGUUUUUCUUCUUGGCCCGGAGGAAAACGCCGUGCAGGAGCUGCCAGUUUCGGGUAGUGCAAUGGAAUUGUCUAUCAUACAGGAUAAAAGCGAGGCGCUGUUCCCCGAUACGUUUGUGACACUGGAGAGUCAAGUGAUGAUAUCGGUUAGGAAUGAAAGCGACCGCACGAUACACUUUACGUGGAAAGCUGAACAGACUGAUCAUCAAGAAAAAUGUGCAACUGAAAAUGCUAUUGCAGAACAAUCCGGGGCCCUUACUUACGCUGUGCUGUCUAAUGCGGAGCAUGAAUCCACUCGACAACGGCUAGCUAGGGAAUAUAUUGACCACAUAACCAAGGGAGGCCGCGUUUUUGAUGAUGACGUCUUCACAAUUGAGCCUGUUAGUGGUGUGAUAUACGGGAAAGGAAGUAGAGAGUUUAUUGUGACCUUCAACCCGCAACUGGCUGUAAGCUACCUCUCAACUGCGUACCUCGAUAUUGAGGGUAAGAAUCAGCGCCUUCCACUGCAAAUGAAAGGGAAGGGUCUAGCCCCUCUAUGUGAGUUAGAGUUUACUACUCUCGACAUUGGUGAUAUUGUCGUUGGUGCUGUGCAUGAAUACAGAGUGGAAAUCAUUAACAAGGGUUGUGUUGAGGCCCGCUACAAGGUGAUGCCACAGGAUACGCUAAUGGGAAGAAAAUUCUCCUUUUCUCCCCCCGAGGGGGUCCUUCCACCUGGUACAACGGAAACGUUUGUCAUUCGUCUAGAAUCUGAUCUUUUGGGUAUCAUUUUGGAGACUUUUAACAUACACAUUCACGGUGCGCUUGAUGGUUUAAAACUCUUCUUUCGUGGACGCGUUACGAGUCCUUCCUUGCAGUUUAAUCGGAAAGAGUUGAACUUCGGUAAUGUCUCGUAUACCACUCACCAUUCUUGCUCGUUACAGGUGAUGAACACUGGAAGCUUUGAUAUUCGGUACAAGUUGCGCAUCCCCGAGUCGAGCCCCUUGUGCAACUGCAUUACCGUCACCCCAUGUGAAGGACUAAUACCUGAGGGAGGUGUACAUGAUAUUUGCGUGGAUCUUGUCUCGAAUGCACUGGGGUCACGGGAAACCAAACUCCUCGUUGAUGUAGAGGACGUUGGUGAUGCUGUACACACACUUCCCAUCAAGUUCUUUUGUCUUGUACCCACGCUACAACCUUCUCAAGACCAACUUCACUAUGGGCAUUGUUUCGUGGGGCACAACUACACCAUGAACUUAGAAGUUGUUAACAAGACCGCGUUGGUGGGGAAGUUUAGCGUAUUUCUGCAGGAGUUGCUCGACACACAAGCAGACACAGCCAUCGUUUCGAUCGGCUCACCGGAUAAUACUGACGGCGUAGAGGUGAUUGAGGCCCGCAGCCGUUGCCUUGUUCCCAUCACGUUGACACCGUUAGCAGUGGGUGAACUUCGCAUGACACUCUAUGUGCGUGUCCUUGGUUCGGAAGAGCAGUUAAUGCCCGUUUUGGUAACUGCUUCUGCAUGUGGUCCAACAGUGGUAGCGGUACCGAGGCAUCUUUCUUUCGGGGGUUUACAACUUCUGGACGAAAAGGAGCUUCAGCUUACUCUCACGAAUAUGAGCAGCAUUACUGCUUACUUCACAACUGAGUUUCUUCUGGGUGCUGCAAAGACAGAAGAGCCGGUGUUCUUUUUGGAACCGACAGAAGGCGAAAUAGAACCGGAGGGCACUUUCAUCAUUAAAGUGAGAGCGCGCUUGGACGAAGCGCGGACUUUCGAAGAGAAGAUUAGGGUAGCGGUUCGCCACUCAGAGAAAACCUCUCAAGUUAUUGACGUUGUCGCCAACGGGAAAGGUUAUGCCCUGGUGCCUCAAGACGAUGCGGAUGAAUUCGAUUUCGGUGACAUUUUCACCGAAACGACUGUUGAAAAGAAGCUGAUCAUCUUAAAUAAGGGGCGUCGUGAUAUUGAAGUUAUAUGGAGCGGUCUCAGUCGAAACCGGGCCGGAAGAGGUGGUAUGCCCAAUGUCUUCUCUGUAAAUCCCGAAAUGGCCCUCAUACCCGCACGUAAAUCAUAUGAGUUUGUUGUCCAAGGGUAUGCAACAACUAAGGGUGUAUUUUCGGACUGCUUUACUUUAAAGGACAAGAACAGGUACAAGGUUGUUCUCUCCAAAAGCGUCCAGGGAAACUUCAUCACUCCUUCAAUAGCAUACAGUACGAAGAAGGUUGUGUUUGAUUACAUCUACGGUACAGAAGGUGACACCGGUUGUGCUGUAACGACAAAGACGUUUACGAUGAAGAAUACGUGCACUCGUACAUUACAUGUGUCACUCCGUUGCUUAACCCCGGCGAACGGAAGUAGCUCACCCUUUACACUCGAGAAUCCAACAACCUUCGCUCUCUCCAGCGGUGAAACCCGCAUUGUCGGUGUGACCUGUGAUGCUCUCUACCGCCGAGACAACAUCGCGCACUCGGCAAAGGGGCGUGUGCUGGUUACUUUUAGCAACCACACCACCACUGAGUAUGUGUACCUUACGGUGAAUAUUGCUUUACCGAACGUUUCCAUUGUGCCUGAUACACGUCAGUUAAACUUUGGUUCGGUGCUAGCCGACACAGAGAAGCGGUUGCAGAUAACUCUCACGAAUCUAUCGGAAAUUGUUUCGGCGAACUUCCACUGGGGCAUUGAGACACUUGGGCAUCCGGCAGCGACAUCCAACGCCAAAGUACCACUGGCAGAAGAAGAAGAACGCGAAGAGCAGCAAGAGCAGCAGUUGAUACGGAAGCACUUCGACAUUAUACCGUUCCGUGGUUCCAUACCCCCUGGGGGGAAGACUGUUGUUGAAGCAGUUUUUUACGGUGCACGUGGGCGACACGAGGCGAACGCAAAGUGUAGUCUUGAAGGUGGCCCGAGUUACAGUGUGAAUCUGAUUGGUUGGAGCGACGUUGCUGUGCGGUUCGAUCGCACAAGCCUGGAUUUUGGUAUUAUGCACUACAAAGAUAGAGCAACUAGAACCAUUUGUAUAUCUAGUCCCUUACGUGUCGCUGUACCUUUCUCCGUAGACCUCACCAGAUUGAAGCAACCAGAGUCGCUGACUGUAAGGCCGUUGAGAGGAACAGUCACUACCAAAGUGUACCUCACCGUUACGUUCGGUCCCAUGAUCCCAGAAGAGGUAAUAGAAACUUUUACAGUGCAAGUUGGUCAUUUGCACCCGCAAGUCAUUAAAGUUCGUGGCCUGGGACAAGUGUCAACGAUGUCGGUGGUACCAGGUGAGAAGAAUGUAAAACUGAGGCGUGUUGAGGAUCCAAUUUUUCAGGAAUUUUUCAAUGAGCUCAGUAAGCGAGAAUGGGUGCCUCACCACACUAAAAUGGGUUCCUCAAACCCCAUACCACAUGUGGACCCUUCUGUGCUCGAAGCAGAGAGGUUGACCCUCUGUCAAACGAUACUUCCCACCAGAGAACUGGUGCCAUCGGUAUGUUCGGCAUCUCCACCUCCACAAACAACUACCUCGGAGGGUCAGCAGGAGGAAAUACCACCUCUUCUCGCGCGGUAUAUUCUUGACUUUGGGCACGUUACGCGACAAGAUGUUCGGACAGCCAAACUUCUGUUGGUAAACACGUCGACGUGUAGUACCUCGAUAUCUCUGGAGAAGAAUUCGCAGCAGCCUCCCGUUGUAACAGUGGAACCGCUAAAAAUUCCUACUAUGGCUCCGAUUUCGCACACGGAGUUCGUCGUUACGCUUCAUGCCAGUGAAAUUGAAAAGGGUUCUACCGGUGCUGAUCGACGGGAAAUUACGUUAAACCUUGCGAAGGGACCACGUGUUAUUAUUGAAGUACAUUAUUACUUGGCAACGCCCAUGCUGACACCCGAAUCGCAUGUUGUGGAUUUCGGUGAUCUCCGACCAGGUCACAUUCAUGUAAAAAAUGUUCAUUUUUACAACAAUGAAGCUGCGCCAUGUAGUUGGACGUUCAAAUUGAUCGAAACAAAGAAGAAAGGAGAAGCGCAGGAUCCCCGGAGAAGCCCAUCAAUUGAAACAGUUUACAAGAAGCAAUUUAAAAUUGGAAAGGAGCGGGGGAUAUUGCCGCCAUAUUCUUGUAUGGCUGUUCAAAUGAGUUUUCAUUCGUGGUAUGUUGGUCCUGCAAAGGCCAGGUUGCGCCUCCGUUUUGCAUCCAACCCAAACGAUGAGUAUAUGACAAUUAUUGGUAACGUUAGAGAUGUUAAGGUGAAUAUUUCGCCCACUCCCGUUAAUUUCUUGCCACUUCUUCCGUGUGAAGCUGUGUACCAUACAUUAACCAUAACAAACAAUGAGGAGCAUCCCAUUGAAGUUGUUUGUAUGAACUAUGAUCAGAAGGUCCGCAUUGAACGGAGAGCGUUACAACGUUUCUUACAGGGAGUUACACCAACUCAAGAAGAGAAAGGACUUUACCUUCCACUCCGGGAGGCGGGUGAUGCCUUACCAGAGGGUUUGCUAGACGCAACGUUCGAAAAUUUAAAUGCCGAAGAGACUGCUCUUGAGUUCGUUGGUGUAGAUGAGUCACUCGAAAGGGCAUUAGAGCGGCGGCGUGGAAGUUACAGCUCAAGAGCGGGGCAAAUAGGCCGACAACCAUCCAGGAGACAAUCUAUGGACAAACCGGAUGCGAUCGCUUUACGCUCAAAAAGCUUAAGUUGCAAAAAUUCAUUUUCGGUUGUUAAUCCUAAGGUUAUCGUUGUUGUUGGACCUCCAUGCUCUGGAAAAACCACCCAAACGCAGAAGUUGAAGGAAAGUUCCGGAGUUGUGGAGUUAGAUUUGGAUGCCAUGAUAUUGUCUGAGGCGGAGUUUGACACGGCCGAAGGUGAAUUAAUUCGUGGUUUACUUUCUGACUACGACAAGCUUCAUGCUGCUCCUCCAGUGAUGCCUACGGGACGGCAUAGUGACAAAUUGAAUCCGUUGUUGCCACUGGCUAACUCGAAAGUUGUGAUUCUUCUUCAUACACUCGUUGUUCGGCAACUGAAGAAGGUUGAUAACGUGACCGCCGUAGUUAUUGAUGAUUUGAAAUCCAUAAUCACGGAAAAUCGGGAGGCGGUGCUCUUCGCCAUCAGUAAGGCUGCCCAGGUGACCGGUAUGACACUGAAAAUAAUAUCCCUUGGUGUGAGUGAGGUGACGGCUGACCUUCGGCGCAACCUUGACAUACAGCGGAAAUGCAAUGAAACAGCAGAGGCUGCUAAAAUUCCACUCUUGACGGAAGAGGAGUACGAGGAGCUUAGUGAAGGGGAACGCGACACGUAUAACCACCAGCUACUGUACUACAACAAAUGUAAACGAGACCUUGCGGAUGUCACUAAGGAAGUGACACGAUUGGCAGAAGAAAAAGAAAACAAUGAACAGCAUACGGUGCAGAAAGUGAUCGACGCCGAAAUGGCAGCGAAAGAGGAAAUGGAGGAAAGAAUGCGGGCAUCAACGAAGGGGAAAAGAUAUGUGCCGGAACAGCGGCCGGCACCGGUAUGGCACAAACUUAGUGACCUGGAGAGAUACAAGGAACUUUACAUUCAUCUCCGCGAGAGAAAAGAUUUGGAUCACAUCAUUGUUGACGGGGAAAAUUGCAAAGACCUUACCGAGCAUGUAAUUUCAAAUGAAAAUAGCAACGGUGCACUCGAUGCAUUUUUACGGGGGUCUGUAACGGAAAAUGCCAAUGAUAAAAACCGGUUGAUAAAUAUAUGGAAUUUUGGAGCGAAUGGCGUGUGGGAGUUUGUGUCAGAGGAGUAUCUCAAUACGACUCACGAAGCAUAUGAGGGCUUACGUAUAUUUUCUCGUACACCUCGCGAUCUUUCAACCAAAAAAAACCCUAAGGGUGCAGUACCGGUGGUUGCGUCACCAUUGGUGGAAGCCAGUAGGUGGUUGAUUGCACCAAUGUCAUCAACAGACGUUACUCUUGUCUUCUGCAGUAGCAGACUUGGCCAGUUCUCAACUCCACUAACCUUCGGAAUAACGGGAACAAGUCAGCAAAUCGUUGUUCCAGUUGCUACCAGCACACUGUAUCCAGAUAUUUGCCGUGACGAGAAAAGGAUAUUUAGAACUGUUAAGACGCGAGCUGUGGCGGGUCGCCAGGUAAGUGGUGUUUUUCUCUUGUCCAAGCGCUCGUACGAGUUUGGGCCUUUAAUUGUCCACGGGAAUGAUGGUAGUGCUUGUGGGAACAGUAAAGUGUCCUCAUCGCUCCGCAAUGAGUCUCCCUCCAUGGGGAAGAGUACUUCCUCUUUCCGGGGAUGGGUGGCACAAGAUACCUUGACGCUUACAAAUGAUGGUAUUGUUCCCGCCGAAGUAAACAUGUCGUUUGGCAAGGAAAAGGACCUCACCUUUGCUGUCGCACCAAACAAGGUUACUAUCCCCGUUGGGGAGACUGUAACGGUGAUGCUCCGCGCUAACCCGGAAUCAAUUGGAGAAAUAACAGCAAAGCUUGUUGUGACUGUUCGUGACAACCCGGCUCCUUGGUUUGUGAAUGUGUCUUGCAUUGGGACGCGGCCAUCUGUGACACUAGAUGGCAAAAGGGAUUUGGUAGUGCAGUACGGCCGUUCGUUGGUUACUAGACCUGUGGAAAAAACGUUCACUAUUUCUAAUGUAAGUUUUGUGCCUGUGCACUGGCGGAUCACUGGAAUGGACAAAUUGCCCAAUGAAUUUGAACUGAGCGCUACGAGCGGUGUACUCGAGGUCAGUGGAGCUCAAAAACUUGCCCUCGCCUUCAAACCAAUAAAGCCCGGAAUGCAUUCUUUAUCGCUCAAAGUUGAGGUGAUGGACUCCGAGGAGGCGCUGUACGAGUCUCUUCCUCUAACAAUUAAGGCUGAAGCCCACGAUGCAGUGGUGGAAUGGACGCGGCAUGUCAACUUUAAGAUGAUACAUGUUGGUGAAACGAAAAAGGAGCUGAUCCGCAUACUAAACAAAAGCCCGUACGAUAUUGGGUAUAUGUUACGUAUGCCUAAGGCACUUCAAAAUGUGAUUACUCUUUCUCCCGUUUCUGGUACUGUCCGAGGCUUGAUUGGGUACAGAGAUGCUGCGAUAGCCUCAGUGGAAGUUUCCAUUCGUUUUGACAGGGAAGGUGAAAUUCCCCCCACACUUGGCGUCAUUGAGGCAUCUUUUUACGAUCCCCAGUCAAACGAGCUACUUUACCCAGUUCAAAACAUUACCGUAACAGGAGAGGCGUGGUACAACCAAUUUUCCGUCAGGCCGUCCUUUAUCGAUUUUGGUCCAUGUGUCGCACAUCAAAAGAAGGUGUCCACAUUUGAGUUGCGUAACACAGGCAGGUUUCCACUGAAUUUCAAACUCUUCAACUACAAGAAGGCUAUGUCAGUGUCCACUCCAGAGGAAGAGGAAUUUGUCCCCCGAAGAGGCCGAAAAACGGCUAAGGGUGAUGUCGGCUUUCAACUGGGGUCAUUUAACAUAUCACCAAAUGUGGGUGUAGUUGGUGUGGGGGACUCUUGUACAUUCAAUGUCACGAGUGUUCUGAGUAACCUACAGGACCAGCGAGAGGUACUGGGAAUACAUGUGGAUCACUGCGACCCUGAAAUUGAAAAAACUGGAACAGCAUUUCACAUUGUUGCAUCACCUACAACACCCGGUAUUGUGGGUAACCUUUCUUCGUCGUUGGAUGUGGAAACUGUGUUUGAGGAACAGCAAAUUGUUACAAGUUUGUCAUGUUUCAACGGCCCUGUACGUGCUUUUGCCAAGGAAGAGUGUCUAUUCUCAUUUGGGCAGUCGCUAUUGGGAAGCAGAGUUGAAGAGCGGUUCCGCAUUGCAAACCUUUGCACUCUCACAUGCACAGUCAAGGUCCGACUCCUUCCCAAGAAUAUGUACGAAUGGAAAGAGAAGGAUAGAAAAGACCGAAAGGACAAAAGUGCGCACGGCACUGCAGAAGGUUUUCUACUUCUCAUAGAUGGUGAGCUGCGUGAAGAGGGCACGAUAGAGCUCUCCUCCUUCGAAAGUCGCUUUGUUACUGUAUGUUUUGCACCGCAGACCUUGCAAUCGUUUACCGCGCGCUUUGAAGCUAUCGCCGUAGAUGGAACGAACCCUGCCACCAACUCGCUUCGCUUCGACCUUGCGGGUGAGGGAAUCCUUCCCACAGUGCAGUAUAUUUUUCCACCGCCACUGCAAAUUACGGCUCCCAUAAUCGUGAACACAGUAUCUGGAACUGGGGGGAAAGGGAAAGGGAAGGAGUCGAGAAAGGCAGCCGUGGCAAAACCAACUGCGCAUGAGGUUGCACCUCCUCCACCCGCCGAUACUAUACAAAUGCCAUUAACAUUUGUGGGGUCGUCUGUAACAAGGUGCUUCCGUGUCCGUAAUAACUCAGACAUUCCCGUACAUAUUCGCCUCACAGCACCGGAUGACGUCCCGCUAGGCAUGACUGUAACAAAACUUAAGGAGCAACUUCUCGUCCCCCCGACUGGAGAGGAAGCAUUCAGUGUGACUCUGGCCCCUCAUAAAGUUGAUAAAUGGAAGACACGCCUUCGUGUGUCGGUAACGGAAAACCCGUUCGAUGACCGCGAACUGUGGGUGGUUGGGGAAAGUUUCCAUCGACCAAUAUCGUUCCAUAACACGGACCCUCUGAUGGAGGAACGUCUAACCUUGGGUUACUGGUAUCUGUCACAAGUAAAAGAGCACACAUUCACCGUCGCCAACAACACACCAUUCGCUGUGCGUUUUGAAUGGAACCAAUCUUCACGUGCGCUUUCCUUUUCCCCACGUGUGGGUCACUUACCGUCGGGUGCUUCCAGAGACAUAACCGUGCGCUUAUAUAGUGAAGCAGUUUCGAAGGAUAAUGUGCUCUGCGUUAUGCAGGUUACAUCUAUUGAAUGUGUGGACGGGGACGACUGGGACGACAGGCAGACGAAGGAGAGGUGGCUCAGCACCGUUGUGUCUGAAACUGAUGAUGUAUCUGCCAUUUCUGAUGGCGAAGGUCGUCCAACAUUUCGAAAAGUUGUUGGAGCCGUGGCAGAGCCUGCGUACCGAGCCACUGAAAACUUUAGUUGCAACAAGAAUCUGGUUGUUAGUUACGCAUGUGAGCCGACAACUUAUGAACUCACACUGCCGUCGAAUGAGAAUGUAGAGCUCUCCGAGGGGAUAACGUUUCCCACAACAAAGAUAUUUCAGAAGCGGUUCAUCACAAUGCGCAUCGAGAACACUGGACCGAACGUCCUACCGUUCUCCAUUGAGGUGAAAAAGAAUGAAGAUGAGGAACGAACUUCACUCGAUCUCUCUGGAGUUUUCAUUGCUGAGCCUUCUUCUGGUGCUGUGGAGCCUCACACAACUUGCGAUGUACGAGUCACCUUUGCACCGAAGUGUGUUGAUGUAGCAGACAGGGUGCUUGUUGUCAACCUGAAGCACAGCGCAAAACCCCAGCACAUUAUACCACUCCAAGGAUCCGCUGAAUGCCCACUGGUGCACUUCAACAUUCCUCAAUGUGAUUACUUUUCCACACGCGUUGAUGGUGAAGCCGGGAGCGUCAUUCUUCCAAACACGAUUCCUGUUGUAUUUAACGUUUGCGGAUUGAACACUAAAUCUGUUGUCACUUUCAAAGUAAUUAACCCGACAGCAACGAUUCAGCGGUACGAGUGGAUCAGUAACGAGAUGUCGCGACAUUUGGCUCCUUUCCGCUGCUUAACACCUGCUGGCUCUAUUUCUGCGGGGAAGCAGUGUGAGAUGGCGUUCGAGUAUACCUCUACUUCACUGGCGACGCGCGAAUCGCUGUGGAAUUUUUUCAUCUCUGGUCAAACAUCUGUACCCUUCAUGCUGGUGGGGAAAGCGCAUGAGCCGAAUUUGUUUUUGAAUGUCAAUAAGGUUUUCUUUGGUGGCACCCCCGUUGGAAGCAAAAACGAGCGCGUUGUUAUAUUGGAGAACAAGGAAGACUCACCAUUCUCUUUUUCGUUUGAUAAUGCGUCGAUGAAUUCGGAGAAGGACUUUGUUGGGAUGAAACCGACGCGCGGUGUAGUUCAGGCAAAGUCUUCCGUACAAAUCACUAUUUGGUUCUGCCCCAAGGAAGAAAUCGCUGUCAACAUGAAGUUGGUAUGUCGGGUGAAGCGGGCGAGCAACCCCCUAACCAUCAACGUGAAGGGUGAAGGCCUGCGGACCCAUUCAUCCAUGUGUAUUGAGGACGUGGAAGGGGCUGAACACAAGGAACCCAUCGUGGUUACGCCGUAUCACCCAUUCCAGUACAAUUUGGGCCGUACGCAGGUGAAUACAAUAGUGAAGAAGAAACUUGUUAUAUCCAAUGAAGGAAGUUGCCCCUUUGAUUUUGUAAUGACGACGCCCGAACACAGGUUUCUUACUUUCAGUGGAACAUUUGGCACUCUGCAACCGAAACAGCGAGCAGAGGUUACACUCGUGUACUUCCCUACAUCGUCCGAAGCGUUGCGCAACCUAACUUUGGCAUGCCGAAUUUCUAAACGUGUUGUGUACACUAUUCGAUUGUCAGCCGCGAGCUACACACCGAAGGUCAUGCUUGGAUUCUCAAGGUACGAUUUUGGUCUAUGCUUCGUUUCCGAAUACAUGUGUGGUCAAACCCCACCGUCAGUGUUGUUGAACCUCACAAACGGGGAAACUGACGAAUCCGUAACGGUUGACUAUAUUCUUCCCGAGGGUCAGUAUUUUGACAUGGACACCGCUUCUACCGUGCUAGCGCCCGGCGAAACGAAGCGAGCGAAAAUAACGUUUAACCCCGCUGAAGUAGGAGAAUUCGGUUGUGAUUUGAAGUUGCUCGUGAACGGUCAUUAUCCAUUAUUCGUGCCCAUUAGGGGUGAGGGUGUCGUGCCACGCAUUGAAGUAUCAAGUCGGUUUCUGCGGUUGGGAGUUGCACGCAUAGGUGAACGUCGUACCGCUGAACUCCGUCUAGAGUGUAGAAGCCGGACUUUGACGACAGUUUCGCUUGCCAACUGUAUCGAUGUUGAAUUGGCGGCAAGGGGUAUUUCGCUUUUCCCUAGUGAAGAAUUUGUGAUGCGACCCGACGAAGCGCGCACUAUAACUGCAGUGUUUAAACCCCAAAGUCGUAUGGCAGAGUUCCAACGGGAAAUAAGCAUGGUGGUGUGCGGGAAGGAAAUGCCAUUUGCCCUCAUUACGGCUUCCUGCGAGGAUGCUGAGGUACAUUUGGAUGUUCAAAAUGUACUCUUCAACAAUGUUGUAGUCGGUGCCGUUUCAACUCAGCGGGUUGUCAUCAUGAACAGUGGUGAUAUCUCCCAACGUUUUUCGUGGGAUGCCGCUAUGAAGACAAACAGAGACCUGAAAAUCAUCCCCGCCGCAGGCGUUAUUCGUGCGCAUGCGGAGCAGGCAUGCGAGCUUACGUACAAUCCGACCCAAGUGGGAAGCUCAAUUCAUCAAACGUUUCUUUUAGAGUUCGAUAACGCUCCACCGAUCCCUCUGAAUUUAGAGGCACAUUGCGUCGAUAUACCUAAACCUGACACUGUUUUGGAAUUCACCUGCAAAAUAAGGAGCUCCGUGACGAAAACCCUGACAAUUGAAAACCCAACCAACACGGUGUGGACGCUUCGACCAACUAUAAACAACAAGUUCUGGUCAACUGUGAAGUCAUUGACGGUAAAUCCGAAGAGCCGGGCGUUGCUCUCCGUCACUUACUCACCGUUUUUGUAUACGAAGGAAAAAGACAUCGGAAAUCUCUUCAUUCCCCUACCGUCAGGCGAAGGUCGCAGCGUACAGUUGGAAGGCAUCCCUCAGAGCGCUUUCGAAGGAGGUUCUGCCAAUGAAAAGGUGGUUGAAGCCAAUACUGUGCACACUGAAAUAUUUGAACUGCAGAAUGAUACACCGAAUACCCUUCGCUUCCGUUCAUCUGCCAACUGGCUGACUGAGCCUGAUAAGGGCACAGUAACUGUAAAGAUGCCAAUGACGAUUGAUGUUCCGGCAAAACAGAAGAGGGAAGUAAGCAUUGAUAUAAUAUCGACGAGUGAAGGGAUUUUACAGGGCGCCAUUGUCUUCCUUUGUCAGAGUAGGGAAGAAUAUUCUCGGGCACUGGACCUGUCAUUUAAGGUGGUACCAAAGGUUAUGUCAGCAAAAGCGGAACUUAUUGCACCAGUGCGGACGACAGCAACAUACAAACUUCCGAUUACGAAUCCCUUGAACAAGAAUGUAACAUUUACUAUACGGGUAGAAAAUGGCAGUGACGUGAUCUCUGUAGAUUCUCAAAUUACAGUAAAAGAAAAGAGCACGGUUGAGCUUCCUAUAAACUUCUUUCCACUGGUUCACAAGGAGUACCCCGUUGCAACAGUGACGGCGGCAAGCAAUGAAAUUGGGAGUGUUGUAUGUAAAUUGCAUCUUCGAUCCAUUGCCCCACGGCCGUCGGUAGUUACGCGGGUGUCGUGCCCACUCGGGCAAAAUGUGGAGUUUCCACUGAAGUUUACGUCAUACAGUAAAACGAACUGUGAGUUUACAAUAAGGUUACCCGAUGAGUCGAAAUUCUCGCCUUUCUCGAGGAUAGCAAACUCUAGUAGUAUCAAAGUGCAGGGUUGUUCACGGUCAGAGGGGACAGAAGUGACGGUAGAUAUGUUGUACGAACCCUCAACUGUCGGUGAUGAUAGACAAACUAUUGAAAUAGUGUCGCAAACAGCUGGUGUUUACAUUUUCCCCAUUGUUGGUACAUGCCUGCCACCGCGCCGUCAGGGCCCCUUUGCUGUUCGAACAAAUCAGACCACACCAAUCACAUUCAAGAAUGUGUUCAACGAGGCCAUGACCAUUAACGUUUCAACGGAUUCUCCUUGCUUUGUCGUUAGCAAAACAACGGAGACAAUACCACCCAAGAAAGUUAUUUCGAUUGGAGUUCAGCAUCGAUGGGAUGAGGAGCGGCGUGAUGCGUACGCAUCUAAGCUUACAAUCAGUGGGGUGCACAAAGGAGAAACAAUUAGUUGGAUUUACUACCUAAAACUUGCUACAGCCGACCAGCAAACACCUCCUCCAUGA